UUUCUUUCUCAAUCCCAUUUUUUUUCAAAAAGAAAAAUCCCCCUUCUCUAAUGUCUCAUAACACACGUACAAUUAUUACUGAAGCUUUAAAUGAGCUUGAUGACAAGCGUAUCAAGGGUAUCAAGCCUCUUAUCCCUCCUCAAAUCCUCAUGGAAGAUAUUCCUCUUACUUUAAAGGCUGCCCAAACCAUUCUUGAAGGUAGAAAGGCCGCUGAGAAUGUCAUCAAGGGUGCUGAUGAUCGUCUUUUGGUCGUUGUUGGUCCUUGCUCCAUUCAUGAUGUUAAGGCUGCUCUUGAAUACGCCAAGCUUUUGAUUGAAUAUAAUGAAACUGCCAAGGAUGAUCUUUUGAUUAUCAUGCGUGUUUACUUUGAAAAACCCAGAACUACCGUUGGCUGGAAGGGUUUGAUCAACGAUCCUUUCAUGAACAACAGUUACGAAAUUAACAAGGGUCUCCGUAUUGGCCGUCAAUUAUUGUUGGAUCUUAACGAAAUGGGUAUUCCCACUGGUUGUGAGUUCUUAGAUACCAUUUCUCCUCAAUACACUGGUGAUCUUGUUUCUUGGGGUGCUAUUGGUGCCAGAACAACCGAAUCUCAAAUUCACAGAGAGUUAGCUUCUGGUUUAUCUUGCCCUGUCGGAUUCAAAAAUGGUACUGAUGGUUCUAACGGUGUUGCUUAUGAUGCUAUUAGAGCUGCUAGCAACGGUCAUCAUUUUUUGUCCGUCACUAAACAAGGUUUGUCUGCUAUUGUUCAAACUGAAGGUAACGACGCCUGUCACGUUAUCCUUCGUGGUGGUAAGAGUGGUACCAACUUUGAUGCUGAAGCUAUUAAAAAGACAGCCGGAGAACUCCAAAAGGUCAAGUUGGCACCCGUUGUUAUGGUUGAUUGCAGUCACGGUAAUUCUUCCAAGGACCAUAACCGUCAACCUAUUGUUGCACAAUCUAUUGCUGACCAAUUAGCUGAGCCCAAGACUACUGGUGAUAACAUUGUUGGUGUCAUGAUUGAAUCUAACUUGGUUGAAGGUCGUCAAGAUAUUCCUACUGAAGGCCCUCAUCGUUUGACUUAUGGUCAAUCUAUUACAGAUGCAUGUAUCAACUGGGAUGAUACCGUCAAGACAUUAGAUGUGCUUCGUGAAGGUGUUCGCGCUAGACGUGCUGCUAGAAAAGCAUAAGUUUGAGACACGAUAAACUCCCACAAUCCCAAAAAUUAGAAUUACCUUCCAAAAAUUAUUCGUAUUUUAAUAAAUGCAUCUAUGUACAGUUUUUACUCUAAA
Messenger RNA from Mucor mucedo, 1268 nucleotides. Its product is annotated as 3-deoxy-7-phosphoheptulonate synthase. Gene Ontology annotation, cellular component: cytoplasm. The transcript is spliced from 8 exons. The coding region runs from base 51 to 1166 and encodes 371 amino acids. Gene Ontology annotation, molecular function: 3-deoxy-7-phosphoheptulonate synthase activity. NCBI's taxonomy places the organism in Eukaryota, Fungi, Mucoromycota, Mucoromycetes, Mucorales, Mucoraceae. The record is from RefSeq and is a predicted model, not a curated record. Gene Ontology annotation, biological process: aromatic amino acid biosynthetic process.